AUUGGAAAAUAUGGAAGAAAAAGAAGAUAUAAUAGGGGAUAAAAAGUAUAGACAUAAGAAUAAUGCUUUCUGGAGAGUGACUUUGGAUGAUGGAUGACUACCUUUUUCUCAUAUUAGGCCUUCUAUAAAGGAGUUCACACAGGAAGUACUUAAGAAAGAUGCUCCAGAACAAUUUAAUCUCUCUGAAGCUAGUAUCCAUAAUGUUUUCAGAAGCUUUAAAGGAAAAGUAGCUCCAGUUUUUAACAAAGGAAACCUGAUCUACAACCAAAAUGAGCAUGAAUGGUACAAGGUAGUUGACUUGAAAACUGAUGGCGACUAUACCCCAACCUGGGCAAGCCUUAGUAAAAAUGACGGAUCGGAGUCCAAAGAGAUCUCUGAUGAAAAAGAUUUUAAAGAAUUCAAGAACACCAUCAAGCUAUUUCUCAAUAUCAACCAAGACAAUAACGAAACUAUCACCUUGGAAGUAAAUCCAGGGAUUUAUGAUAAGUUUGACACUACCUUUGACGCUUUGUUUGAAGGAUUGGGAAAAGCACUUUCAGAAUACAAAAUAUUUUUCAGAGGUAAAGAAAUUGACAGGAACUCAACAGUUGCUACCUUAGAAGACAUCCAUGAAGGUGACUCAAUCUAUGCGUCGGAAGGGUACGGAGUACCCUUCCGCUUUCUCAGAUUCAAGAAAGUGACUACUGAUUACUUCUGGUGUAAUUCUGGAAAUUAUCCUGAUGGAAUCUGAUUUGUGCCCACACAAGAUAUCAGACUCUUCGGUUUUAGUACCUAUUCUUCUCCUAAGAAAGAUUCAUAUGAGAUGAAAUACAGAAUAAAAAUUGAUGGCACUGAAGUAGAAGAGGAUACCGUAAUGUGCUCUGGUUGGGAAGAUGAGCACUAUUAUAGAUUCAGACUUCAGAGAGUUUACCCGGUUUCGAAAGAGCAAAAAAUAGACAUAACAGUCUGGAUUGCUGAAAGUAUGUCAUCUCAUACAAAUGUUGAAACUUAUCAUGGCAACGAUGGCUAUACCUAUCAUGAAGUUGAAAAUGAGCACAAAGGAUUGUUUAAAGUUGAGAGCGGAAGUGAAAGUGGCAAUGGAACUUCAGUAUAUUCAGGUCAGAUACCUGAAAUCUUGUAUUUCAUGUAA
This is a messenger RNA of Moneuplotes crassus, 1129 nucleotides long. NCBI's taxonomy places the organism in Eukaryota, Ciliophora, Spirotrichea, Euplotida, Euplotidae. The record is from the annotation of a GenBank genome assembly.